Messenger RNA from Colletotrichum gloeosporioides, 375 nucleotides. RefSeq lists its product as uncharacterized. The transcript is spliced from 2 exons. Bases 1 to 375 code for a protein of 124 amino acids. NCBI's taxonomy places the organism in Eukaryota, Fungi, Ascomycota, Sordariomycetes, Glomerellales, Glomerellaceae. The record is from RefSeq and is a predicted model, not a curated record.
AUGCACAAUGACGAGUGGCUGAGGACUAUUAAUGGGCGCAUCCACAUCGGCAUACGAUCGGUUCAGAAAUUCACGGUCCGGGGCGACACGGCAUGGCGAGUAGAGAAUGCGUGCAGUGACCGUAACAGCGAAGAUAGUGUCACCUCUAAAGAAGACAAGGCCAUGUGGCAUCCCGGAGCCGAGGAUGAGCUCCUUAUUAGCACUGUGAUUGAAUCAGACGAUGACUUCUACUGGCGAGCCAAACAAUGGGGUGAGCGAAUAUUCAAUAAUGACUACAUGACCUUGCGCGCACUGCAGCUUCUAUUCAGUGUAAGCACCGAUCUGAACUUGUCCGUUUACUAUACUUGCGGCCGCGACCUUCCGCUCUUUCCGUGA